Molecule: messenger RNA, 2136 nt
Organism: Hemicordylus capensis (graceful crag lizard)
Lineage: Eukaryota; Metazoa; Chordata; Lepidosauria; Squamata; Cordylidae
Gene: CEP43
Product: centrosomal protein 43
Exons: 13
Coding region: 101-1255 (384 amino acids)
Biological process (GO): microtubule anchoring
Cellular component (GO): centrosome
Molecular function (GO): protein binding
Source: RefSeq, a predicted model, not a curated record
CCCGCUCCCGGGUAAAGGUCCCGCCCCCUCCUGGAGUAACGAAUCUGCCGCUCUUGAUCCGUCGCUAGCUCAGUUUAGGCGGUUGUCAGGGAGAAACAAAAUGGCGGCAGCGACGGAGGAAGAUACAGAACUGCGGGAUCUCCUGGUACAGACGCUGGAAACUAGUGGGGUGCUAAAUAAAAUCAAGGCAGAAUUGCGAGCAGCUGUAUUUCUAGCACUAGAAGAGCAAGAAAAAGUAGAGAACAAAACUCCUCUGAUAAAUGAAAGUUUGAAAAAGUUUUUAAAUACAAAAGAUGGCCGAUUGGUGGCUGGUCUUGUUGCUGAAUUUCUUCAGUUCUUCAAUCUUGAUUUUACCUUGGCUGUCUUUCAGCCUGAAUCCAGCACAGUAAAUGGGCUUGAGGCUCGAGAGAACUUAGCUCGAGAUUUGGGAAUUAUAGAGGCUGAAGCAACGAUGGAUGGGCCAUUACUUCUGGAAGUGGUCAGAAGAUGUCGGCAAAAGAAAGGCAUUGCUAACAGUGUAGAAGCAGUCCCAGUUCUAUCUGACAUUGUGCAUUCUCCAAAAUCAUCAGAAGGAAAACCUAACAUGCAUCCGCUGCCAAGUAAGAUACCAAGGUAUAAAGGACAUCGUAAACAGAAACAGUGCUUGGAUACGACUGAGCAGGCUACUGAAACCAGUACUAGCAAUACAAGUGUCUCAUCUGGAGAAGCAAAGAGCAAAGGCAGUAUUCACUUCUUACCCAAUGAAACAAAACUAAUUUCUCAACCAAACAAAGACAUGGAUACCAAAGAAAAGAAUAAUCUAGCACUAGAGGAAGAUGAUGCAGAUGGAGACUCUUUCUUUGAUGAUCCCUUACCAAAACCAGAACGAUCAUAUGGCUGGAAAAAUGACUCUAGCAAAGAAGAAAAUGCUGCAUCUCUUUCUGAUGCACCACCUAUAAAGAGUGGGCUGAGUUCUUUGGCGGGAGCACCUCCAUUAAAGGAGUCUGACAAUGCAAACUUGAUUCUGAAAGAUGUAAAGAUGGUAAAUUCUAAACUUGGAUCACUUGAACUAGGUGAUGAAGAUGAAUAUGUUGAUGAUUUCAACAGUACCAGUCAUCGGUCAGAAAAAAGUGAAGCCAGCAUUGGUGAAGAAAUAGAUGACAUUUCUGUGGAAUUAGAAGACUUCAAUACUAGUGAUAAACUUGAAGACCUCACACAAGACUUUACCAUUUCUCAGUUAAGCGGUGAUGCAGAUUACCUAGAGGAUGUUGCAUGAUUAGAGGGCAGAAUCUUAAUUUGUUCAAUUGAGGACUUUUGUAGACCACAUUUAAGACAAUCACUCUACUGAAAUAUCCCUUCCCAAAUUGUGCCUUGUGUUUCAAAGGAGGGGGGAAGAAACCUGGAAAUGGGGAAAGAGUUUUCAAAUUUUCAAGAACCGAAAGAAUGCUUUUGUUUUGGAGUGUAGUAUUGGAAAUUGUUGUCUAGUUCAGCUAAACUUUUCAUGGAAGGUGUUGGAUGGUUCCCAGGAAGAAGUCUGUUGCAGGCAACAGACACAUCAAGCUGAUUGAUCUACAAGAAUUCACAAGGGAAGAAAUAAGCAAGCAGAAGAAUAAUGUAAGAUGUGUGGCUUAAAAUUAUGGUAACCACCUAGGUUUUUUUGCUGAAGAAGAAAACAUUCAAGUGGUUUCAACUUGUUCUUCUGUUGACCCAAUUACAAUUAGUCAUUUCAAAACUAUUUUUCUGUAAUAGCUAUUGAAGUUACAUCAGUGAUCAAGGGAUAUGAUCCAAGAGUUUACUGACUGGUUAAGAUGCCUAACCUGAGGCAUAUUAAAAGACCUUACAUUUGAACAAAGAAUUCCUAUGUUUUCUAGUAAGUUGGUCCCUUGUUGCAACUUGGGUUCUUAGUUUUGUGUGGCCAAGAUCACUAGGUACUUCUGAAAACUGCAGCUGGAAUAUGAGCCUUAACUCUAAACUUAUUUUUAUAUAUAUUUAAACAUUUGUUACUCUAGUCUUUUGUUUGUUAAUUUAAUGAAAGCUAUAAAUGGUUAUUAGCAUGAGUUAUCUUUGAAACACAGUUUGAUGCAGAAUAAAACUGUUCCAAGAGGGGCUGUUUAAUGUUUGGGAAAGUUCUGUAAUAAGAACCCGUCAUUUAAAUAA